GGGCGGGGCCGGUGCCGGUGCGAGGCCGUGCCGGUGCCGGUGCGUGGGGCGGGGCCGUGGCCGUGCCGUGCCGUGCCGGUGCGUGGGGCCGUGCCGGGGCCGGGGCCGGUGCGUGGGGCGGCGCGGCCCCAUGAGGCGGUGAGGCGGCGAUGGCGGCGGGCGGCGGCGGGCGGCCGCCGGGCCCCGACCCCUCGCUGGAGCCCUACGUGCAGACCCGCAUCUUCAAGAUCAUCGUGAUCGGAGACUCCAACGUGGGCAAGACGUGCCUGACCUUCCGCUUCUGCGGGGGCACCUUCCCCGACAAGACCGAGGCCACCAUCGGCGUGGACUUCCGCGAGAAGACGGUGGAGAUCGAGGGGGAGCGCAUCAAGGUGCAAGUGUGGGACACGGCCGGGCAGGAGCGGUUUCGGAAGAGCAUGGUGGAGCACUACUACCGCAACGUGCACGCCGUCGUCUUCGUUUACGACGUCACGAAGAUGGCCUCCUUCACCAACCUCAAGACGUGGAUCGAGGAGUGCAACGGGCACGCGGUGCCCCCCCUCGUCCCCAGGGUGCUCGUGGGGAACAAGUGUGACUUGAAGGACCUGAUCCAAGUGCCAUCCAGCAUGGCCCUGAAGUUCGCCGACGCUCACAACAUGCUUUUGUUUGAGACCUCGGCCAAGGACCCUAAGGAGAGCCAGAACGUGGACGCCAUUUUCAUGUGCCUGGCCUGCCGGCUGAAGGCGCAGCGCUCGCUGCUCUGCCGGGACCUGGAGGGGCGGCCGGGCCAGGCCCGCCGGCUGGAGCCAGCGCACGACGCCGGCGGGAAAAACUCCUGCCCGUGCUGAGCGGGGCCCCUUCGCCCGCUGUCACGGCCCCCCAAUAAAGGCUCGGCCCCCCAAUAAAGGCUCGGCCCCCCAAUAAAGGCUCUGCCCCCCCGGC
This is a messenger RNA of Tyto alba (common barn owl), 921 nucleotides long. It is a transcript of the gene RAB33A, whose product is annotated as RAB33A, member RAS oncogene family. The record is from RefSeq and is a predicted model, not a curated record. The coding region runs from base 150 to 827 and encodes 225 amino acids. Gene Ontology annotation, molecular function: GTP binding; GTPase activity. Lineage: Eukaryota; Metazoa; Chordata; Aves; Strigiformes; Tytonidae. Gene Ontology annotation, biological process: Rab protein signal transduction. Gene Ontology annotation, cellular component: endosome; Golgi apparatus. The transcript has 2 exons.